AUGCUAUCCACCGACUUUGCCGUUAGAGAUCGUAUUGGAAAGAAUAUCCAAGGAAAUGGAACAUGCUACGUCACCGAAGGCACAAAUCUACUAGGAUUAGAGUGGUGCAUCCAGUUUCUGGCCUAUAAGGAGUUAAAGAACAAGUACCACUGCCGCAAGGAGCAGGCAGUUCCAGUCUUCAAGAAAAAGCGACCAGUUCCAUACGCAACCGCACCGGAACUGGAGGAAGAAAUCGAUUGGUUGGUUGCAGAAGGUGUGAUUUCUGCACGAUGGAAGCUGAUAUUGCUUGCCUACGACUUGGAUCUCGACUAUCGGAAGACAACCGAGUUUGGACAAGCCGAUGCCCUAUCUCGCCUAAUUCCUCCAAAACCGUUCCAGACCGAAGAAGUUGUGAUGCAAGGAUAG
This is a messenger RNA of Strongylus vulgaris, 405 nucleotides long. The record is from the annotation of a GenBank genome assembly. Lineage: Eukaryota; Metazoa; Nematoda; Chromadorea; Rhabditida; Strongylidae.